AUGCAUGCUAUUGUGCAGCGCAGGAGAACCCGUGAAUUUAGGGGUUUUAUUCCAUUAACACAGGUCAUGGAACAUUGCAUAGCUAGACUAUAUGUAGCAAUGUUCAAUGCAAUUCUUUGGGAGUCAGCACUUGAGAUCCCAACUGAUCCUGUAUCAGAUCCUAUUGUGGAUUCGAAGGUUUUGCCAAUUCCCGCAGGAGAUUUGAGCUUUGGUUCUGGUGCACAGCUGAAAAAUUCUGUUGGCAAUUGGUCUCGAUGGCUUACUGAUAUGUUCAGCAUGGAUGUUGAAGAUUGUCUGCAAGAUCAGGAGAGUGGUGAGAACGAUGAGAGCAGGGACAACGAUAGCAAACCUAAAUCUUUUCUUCUCCUUAACAAUUUGAGUGAUCUUCUAAUGCUCCCAAAGGAUAUGCUUAUGGAUAAACAAGUCAGACGAGAGGUAUGUCCAUCCAUCACCCUUUCGUUGAUUAUACGGGUGCUCUGCAACUUCACUCCUGAUGAGUUUUGUCCAGAUCCCGUUCCAGGAAUUGUGCUGAAAUCUUUGCAUGAGGAGGUGAGUGUUUACCCACGAGAAGUGCAACCUGAGAAUCCCAACAGCUAUAGAGCAAGGAAGAGGGAGUAUUUCAGGAUGAGGCACAAACACAGAAAGGCUAGAGAAGCAGGAGCACAUUCUGUAAGCAGGGCAGCAACUGCUUGGAAAUUAGUUCUUGCUGGGAAUGAACAAGGGAAUGAACACUGA
Arachis duranensis is the source of this 735-nucleotide messenger RNA. RefSeq lists its product as uncharacterized. The transcript has 7 exons. Bases 1 to 735 code for a protein of 244 amino acids. Gene Ontology annotation, cellular component: nuclear pore. The record is from RefSeq and is a predicted model, not a curated record. Lineage: Eukaryota; Viridiplantae; Streptophyta; Magnoliopsida; Fabales; Fabaceae.